AUGUUUGGAGAGGGUUGGGAUUUCUUUUAUGUUCCUUCUGAAGGCCUAUCGGGAGGAAUUCUAUUGAUAUGGAAGCAAGGGAUGGCUUCAUUUAAAGUGGUGGAAGCAUCAACACAGUUUGUGGUAGGUGACCUUGAAGUUCUCAACAAAGGCACUUGGAGAAUAGCAACCAUUUAUGGGAGCAAAGAUGUUUACAGAAGAAGGUUUCUAUGGGACGGUUUGGAUCAACACAUGGUCAAAGAUGUUCCUAUGAUUAUAGGAGGAGAUUUAAAUUGUUUUUUGUCUAAGGAGGAAAAGAAAGGAGGGAGGAAGUUUUUAUUUAGUCUGGGGACUAAGGAGAUGAAGUCUUUUAUCUAUUGCAAUGAUUUACAUGAAGUUACUUGUGUUGGUCCCAAGUUCACUUGGUGUAACAACAAGAAAGGACCUGAAAGGAUCAUGGAAAAGCUGGAUAGGUGCCUCAUUAAUUAUGCUGCUUUUAACUCUCCUCAUAGAUUAAUGGAAAGGCAUUUGGCAAGGAUUGCAUCAGACCAUAAUCAGAUCUUAUUGAAUUUGCUGAAUUUCAGUUCUCCAGCCAGAAAGUUUAUUAGAUUUGAAGAGGAGAAGGAAACUGACAUUGGGGACCUUUCGAAGGAUGAGCAAUGGAAACUAAAAGCUAAAAUAGAGGAGCUCAAUUCAGUUUUAGCCCGGAUCAAUACUACUUGGAGGCAACGUGCCAAAGUUAAGUGGCUGACGGAUGGGGACUCAAACUCUAUAUUCUUCCAAGCUUUUGCUAGUGCUAGGAGGAAUUUAAACUACAUCCAUAAUAUCAAAAACGAGCAAGGAGACAUGGUUGAGGAUCAAAAAAAUAUUGAGGAAGUGCUAUUUCGGUUCUUUAACAUCAAAUGGGAAGAUAGGGAAUGUAUAUUGAAUGGAUGGCCAGUUCCUAUUAAAACCUUGGAAGAAGUUGAUAAGAAGUUUCUAAACAGAGGAUUUACAAUUGAAGAACUUGAGAAGGUCAUUAAGGGGCUUGGAGGUAACAUAGCACCGGGGCAAGAUG
Dendrobium catenatum is the source of this 1036-nucleotide messenger RNA. RefSeq lists its product as uncharacterized. The transcript has 2 exons. The record is from RefSeq and is a predicted model, not a curated record. The annotation marks the transcript as partial. Lineage: Eukaryota; Viridiplantae; Streptophyta; Magnoliopsida; Asparagales; Orchidaceae.